Molecule: messenger RNA, 12700 nt
Organism: Dermacentor andersoni
Lineage: Eukaryota; Metazoa; Arthropoda; Arachnida; Ixodida; Ixodidae
Product: proton-coupled folate transporter-like
Biological process (GO): transmembrane transport
Cellular component (GO): membrane
Molecular function (GO): transmembrane transporter activity
Source: RefSeq, a predicted model, not a curated record
ACACAAAUCCAUGUACUUCCCAUCAUUCCCAUGGUAGGACAACGACUGCAGCGCCAGAGUUCCCUCUAGUAAUUUUGUAGGAAACUCUAUGGGUAUAAUAGCAAGAGCUUUAUGGCGCAACCCACCGCCCCGUUUUAAAGGGGACGUUCAUAACAUCCAUCCAUUUAUUCAUCUGCUUCAAAGGAUUGAGCCUUAUUCAUCCAUCCACGCAUUUAUCCAAGUGCUGCCAUCUCUGGGAAGUCGGACACACUGACAGCACCAUAGAUCCCCGACGUGCAGAGGGUGUACUGCUCAAAAACAUUGACCGUCUCGGGGGCCUACCACCACACACACACACAACAACGGGUGUAUUACAUACCACGCGCUCAGUGUGGGCGGUUGGAGGCCGAAAUGUGUUUCACUCUGUAGUGUUGACGCCCGUGCGAGCAAUCCCUGUGCUUAGGGUGCAAUCGCAUCGCGCUUUUAGAAAGGUCGAUCGCUCUCGUUAACUGCAGGAUCGUCACCGGAGUACCGGAGCCAGCACUUUGUCAUCUGAAUGCACAAUGGGAUCGUAACCUGACUCGACAGCCAUCACCUCGCAAAGCCGGCAUGUAAGUAGAAGCCGAAGCUGAGCCGAUGACGAGACGGGUCCACUAGGGCAUUUGGUGGCACGCCCUUUAUGCACGCGGCUUCCUCACUGGAUUCGGACGGCUUUGAGGGUGUCCAGAGCAGCAGCAGCCGAACACCCCUUCUGCGGACCAGGGCUCUGAGUGAUCAGACAGCCUGCUUGAUGGACACGGGGGAGCUGGACGUUACAAUGCCGGACAAGAAGGCAUCCGCGGGGCCACUGCGACGCGUGGACUGGCUGCACUUUGUGCGCACACUGCAUCUAGAGCUGUUCCUGUUUGUGUACGCCGUGUCAUACUCCAUGCGGCUCGUCAUGACCCAGGACCUACUGCUCACCAAAGCCUGUCUGCAGCGGUACAGCAUCAAUGCCACAGCAUGCCGCAACCUCUCCUGGAAUAAGACUAUCAAGGACGAUGUCACACGGUAUGCUAACGUCCACAAUUUGGCCCUGUUCCUCAUUCAAUUUGUGCCAGCCGGCCUUCUCUCCAUCUUCGUCAGCCCCUGGAGUGACCGUUAUGGCCACAAGAUACCGCUGCUCAUUGCCACGGCCGGUGGCAUCCUGCAGGACCUAACCACACUCUUCACCGUGAUGUCCAUCAGCACGCCGCUGUACGCCACUGUCCUCUGUGCGAUCCCCAAUGGUUUUAGCGGUGGCCUUGUGUCCGUGUGUGCUUCUGUCUACAGCAAUGGCACGCGGACAGCCUCAGCUGAACUAAAAACAGUGCGUUUCGCUUGCAUCAUGACAGCGCUGACGCUGGGUUUUCAGCUGGGACUGUUUGUCGGCGGCCAGGUGUUUCGCGCAGCGGGAGGCAACUACACGGCAAUCUACGUGACGUCGGCCAUCUUGCUGGCGUUCAUGUUUGUGUGGAUUGGCUGGACAGUGCCGUUCAGUAGCCAGCUUCACCGGACAAGCAGACGGGAGCUUCUGCGAGACUUGAUGCGACUAGACAACUUGCGUGAGGGCAGCCGGGCAGUGUUCCGGCCACGGCCGGGCUUCAACCGGGCCAAGCUGCUCCUGCUCAUGAUCUCCAUCUGGUUCAUUCUCUUCAACAGCGAGACGGCACGCAACAUCAAUUACUUCUACACGGAGACGCGGUUCGACUGGAGCCCCGUCAAGUUCUCCAACGUGACUGCCUUCUUCGGCCUGGUGCAGCUGUUGGCCACGGCCGUGUGCGUGGUCGUGCUCAGCCGCCUACUGCAGGUCCGGGACCUGGUGCUUGCUUGCCUGGGAGUGGUGGCUUUCGCCCUGCAGAAUGCCGUCAAAGGCGUCUCCACGCAAGAGUGGAUGUACUAUCUCAGUUACGUCCUAGGUGCGCCCGGUGGAGCAGCAGGCAUCGGGAUUUCGUCCUAUGCCUCCAAGCUGAUUAGCCCCCAUGAAGCCACCAAGGUGUUCUCAUUCUGGACAACAUGUGAAUCGCUGGUGCCUGCGUUUGGAGACAUCUUCUCUUCGCUGGUGUUCAAUGCCGCUCUGAGCUACCAGCCUGGGCUGCCAUUCCUGAUCGGUGCCAUCCUGCAGCUCUUCCCAUUAGCUGCACUAAUACUCUGCUUGCAGAUGCCUCAUGCCGACCCCGAAGACGAGGACGAGACCAUCCUCGAGCCCGACCGGGACGGUUCCACAAACCAGCUGCCGCACUCACUUUGAAGGAUGUGAUCAGGAAUGCCUCUUCGCCGCCCUCUGCAUCAGGGAUGGGCUACCCUGCCCAGUUCUCGCAGGCCCAUACUGUUACAGGGCAUGUCUCCUGAAUGCCGAGUGCUUGGCACCCAAAAUGCUGCCUGGGAUUCUAGAAUCACAGAGCACCGGUACCAGGGCACUAGUCCAACCAUCAGUGCCAAGCAGCAGGUGGAGGUCACCUACUCAUUGCUCUGUGGAUAUAGUCUUGUUGGCAGGUUCUAAACGUGCAACCCGGUGAGCUCACUCCAGAGCAGGGCAUCGUGUGUUGCGCUAUACCCUAAGAAAAAGUUUACAUGCUUUAGGGCCUCUCUUGUCCCCAAAGCAUAAUCGUCACCCAUCUUGCGUGCCUUUCUUUAAUGCUGCGUGCAUGGUAAAUUAUCCUGGCCCCGAACGGCAUGUGCAUUAUUGGCGUGACGCAGCGUUCUUGUACAGGAAAGUAGCAAGCACAGAGUUUUCAAGAAAGGAAAUGCAAGCAAGGCGCAUGAUAAUUAUUGUUUGGAAACAAGUAUGCCCCAAAGAGUCCAAACUUCUUUUUGUUUGGAGUGUAUCAUCCAGGGCACAACUGUUGCACAUUUGACACCGGGUGUGGAAAACCCCUGCAGUAUCCAUCCGCAGUAUCAACUCAGGCAUUCUGCAGCUCGAGCACAAGGUCGCAGGUUGGAAUCCCGGUUGUGGCAGUCGCAUUCUGAAGGGUGCGGAAUGCAAGAACACUCUGGCACUUUGCUUUGCGUGCAAACGUUAAAGAAAUCCAGGCAGUCUAAAUUAUUCUGGAGCUUGUUUGUCAAAUUAAUGUGGAACUUAUUGCAGCCUGUCUUUUUCCUUUGGGACAAACCCUUUAAUUUAAUUUUUUUUAUUGUGGAAUCGCAGAAUACUGUAAGAGUGAUCUGGAAAUAUUAACCAGCCAGCAUGUUGCCCAGCUACAGUAUGAAACUUCCUUUGCUAUAUGGUGCUUCCUAAAAAGUGCAUGAAAUGGCAAGGCACCUCAGCUAUUCAAACAAGACAGGUGAAGAGGGCGACUUGGAAUUGGCCAGAAAUGUGGCAUUCUAGCCAGAAAUGUUUUCAUUCUAAACCUUUUUUUUAAAUCAUUACUGCAUCGGUUUCAACAGUACUGUUAGGCACAUGGCAUCUGCGUUCCUUUGUAUUUGCUAGGUACUCCUAUUCUUUUAAGCACAAGUGACAUUUAAAGCUUUCAAGCCACCGUACAUGGCUAGGUCUUUUGCUGGACCAUAAGGUGGUCUCUCUGUAGAACUUUUACCAUGCCUGAGGCAGUGAAAGGGAAUCCACAAGGUAUACCACAGGCUUCUUAGAGUGGCGGUUCACUUCUGUUGCAAAUCCUUGAUACUACACAUACAUUUUAGAGCUUUAAACAUGCACUGGAAACACUGCCAUCACUGUCAAUGUUUUGAUGCAGAAGCAAGCCUUCUGAGCUUGAUGACUCAAUGAAUUUAUAUCCAUAUUUUUGUGGUGAGCAUGGCAAUAUGCUACUGGAAGCUGCCAUUUCCCUUUUUGGCGGAUGAAUGGACUUGCUAGGCCCUCUAGGCAGCCAUAGAGAGAAAUUCUUAAAUGUUAAAAUGGAGCGGACAAGCCCAGCUUGUUACCGGCACUUUGAAUGAGCCCCCAAACGCUUGAACACGUCAGACUCGUCCUUGGCAUCUUUUGAUAAAAAAAUAAUUGUAACCAAGAAAGACUCGUACACGGCGUUGAAAGGAUUAAGAAUGCAAAGAAAUACAUGGACAAAUCAAGGAACUGUACGGGGUCUUUCCUUUUUUACUAACUGUUGUAUUUCAGGAAGACGUAAAUCCUACACAAAGAGAUCCCCUGGCCUUUUCCCCAUGGGUGUGUGAGUCGUUACUCUCGUCACAGUAACAGCAAGCUCCUGAUUAUGAAGCUAUUAGACGAGGGGCUCAAAUUAAGAUGCGUCCCGUCCUAAUUUGCACCCCUCGUCUAAUAGCUAUCUGUCAACCAACUAGCCCAACACGAAGUGCCACUUCUUGUGAAGCUUUCUGAUUGCCUAGUCUAUGAGCCUAGUGUUCCCUAACUUCAUUGACAAUUCUAGUUUUGCACUACCCUCCCUUGCUGUCGUCAGCACAGAUGGUUGUUUGUUUACUUAUUUCAUGUUUGAUGCAACAACUUGAUAUUCGGCGGUUUUUAUGUGUAAAUCGAGGACAAGAACAUGUGAAAUGGCAGACUAUUUGUGAGCGAAAACCCAUCGGCAUUGAUUACAUUUAGCAACAUUCCUAACCAGGUGCCCUAUUUGAUGUCUUUGUUUUUUGUUCUUAUGCAUCCAUCAUGGAAAAAGUAGUGUGAAAACACAGAAAUGAGUCUUGGACAUAGUGCAGGCUGUCACUCUCAACUGUCUGACUUAGUACUGCAUUGGUUGCAGCAUAAAUGUGGGGAAAGAACAACAAAAUGGAUGAAAUGCAAGAGUCGAGGAGUGCCAACUGCGAAAGCAGGGAGGAAACAUCAGACAAAGGAUGACCACUGUCAAUUCCAGAUGUGUAGGAAAUGUCACUUUCAUGCACUACCACGUGAGCGCGCCUUGUAUGUUUCUCAGUUCCAAGCCCCAUUUUUAUUGUUUUCUUUUUAUUCUCAAUUAUUUUUAUUCUGUUUUUAAUUAUGGUCACCUACUAACUAGCUUGUCUUUGAAUACGCUCUACUUACGUGUUUUGCAUUAGACCCACUAGAGGGCAGCAUAAUAUCGGCAACCGAGAACCACAUCAUCUUGGCUAAAGGGAAGAACCUGUAACAGCUGUUGCUGUUAUAGAUUACAGUACUUUAAAUUUCUAGCUAUGGCUCUGAGUAAACCAUAAAAUGCACAGGACUGGUAAAUGGUGCUUUUUUUUUUUCUUUCCAUCGCCCCUUCCUCGGAACUUGUGCUUCAUAUUUCUUAGCUGGUACUAUGCGCACUUUCUGUCUUGAGGUUUUCUGACAAUGCCCUCUUGCCUCUCUGCAUCCUAACCGAUCAGAAAAAGCGAGUACAUAAAAAAUUAAUGCAUGAAGUGUAGCAUGACCACCAUGUGUAGUACUGUAUUUUCCGGUCUAUAGCUUGCAACUGCCUCAAAACUGCAGUCUCUAAAAAAAAACGUGUGUAAGUCGCACCGGCGUACAAGAUGCACCUGUUCAUUUGGUACGCAAUUUAAAUAAGAUACAGUGAUGUUUCACUUCGCAAGCAAUGAUCUGGACACUCCAGGCGCACUUCCGCCGUCAUGUUCACCGCAUUGUUUCGCUUAAAGUCCAAGGGCGAGAAAAUCAUCCCCACGCGCCGUAUGCUGUAUGUGCGAGUGAAAGUGUGCAACGGUGAACCGAAUAGCACACGAGAGAGGAAAGCGGGAAGGCAGUGCGAGAGGGAGGGGGGUGCGGCUUGUACUCCGGCAGCAACUGCGUAGCUUGCGCAGCGGCGUGUGCCAUAUCUUGAAAACGACCUGCAGAUGGGAUGACUUUGGAGUCAGUCUACUUGUGGCUGGCCUGCCGCCGCUUGCAUUGCUGCUCCAUCCAAACAUGGCGCUCGGCAGCUCCAUCACAAGAAGAACCCGGUACCUCCACAGUGCGCACACAACCCCUAGCAACUGCCAGAGCAGGUCAAUUCAGCGUGCUUUAUGUGGCCAUAGCAUCCAAUCCGAUUUUGAUAGCAGUUCUUUCUGAAAAAAAAAGAAAGAAAGAAAACGUACAUAAGUCGCACACUUCUAUAAGACUCACCGACAAAAAAUUCAGAAGAAACAUGUGACAUUUACACAAAUUCAGAAAAAAAAUUUACAUAUACAAUGGAAAAUACAGUACUAACCUGGGCAUUUGUGGCGUCACAUUUUGUGAUGUUCACAGUGUAACAGUGGCAGCCUUUGAAGCAAUGUCGAGGUCAAGCACAUUAUGGCUAGAGCACUGCUUGCUUGUGUGCAUUGAGAAAUAAUGAUGUAGCAGGAUACUGUUUCCUGUGGUCUCGCCAACAAAUACCAGAUAACCUUUUGCUGCUUUUGAGAUGACAUCUUGAUGUUUGAGUGCUCCUAAAGCUAACAGGAAAGCAAAGACUGCCAGCUUUUGAUUCACCUUUUUCUGUCAUGGACAGCUGUCAACAUGUAGUGCAAGCCAGCUGACCUGAUGGCUUUGUGAAUGUGUGUGCUUAUGUCAGAGAGUACCUGUUGCAGCAUAGUGGCCAAAAUAAGUUCCACACGGGGAGUCCUUUUGAGACACCAGCCUGAUUGUGUUGCCUUUUGUGCGUAGCUGUCAUGAGUUUUGAUUCUGUGCUGUGGUCAGUGGAGCACCACGAAUGUGUUUAUUUGUUGUCAGCAAGCUGCCAAGGGCAGAUCUGUUGGGCAUGCCUUGUGGGUGAGCUUGUAGUGACUCUCAUACAAUGGGCUUAGGCUGAAACAAGUCUCUCUGCGAGAACGGUAGUGUAGCAGAAUCGAAAGCUGCAUGAGUUGAUGUGGUUGCAUGACGCCACGUGGCGCAGGAAACAAUGGACAGAUUACACGAUGUGUUGCGCAGACAGGGAAGAGCAGAAGACGGAAGACAUGGAAUCUUCUCCGUCAUAUUGUGUGCCCCGUAUGCGCUCCACAUUACAUAAUGCAAUAUCAAUUAAGCCCAUUGGUCUAUUCUUUUGAACAGAUGAGAAAAUGGGACCAAUAAAUGUGCACUACCAAGUAAAGUUUAUUGAAGAACGCAAGAUGCAGAGGAAAACAACAGCCAAAGUGCACAUGUGGAAUUAGUCAAAUAAGGGCACUUUGGUGGUGGGGUGAAGAGUGGCGGGACGCGUGACACAAUGUGGCUAUAUUAAACACAGCUCACACUGGCCAAGGCCUCUCCUAGACUUUACAUACCCAAGAGCAACUGGCACUACUCUUUGGUACAGUCAAACCUCAUUAUAAUGAAGUUGCAUCUGGUGAGAAAGUUAUUGGUCUGAUAUUUCUUAUGAGCACAUACUGCUUAUAUUCUGAUAACGGUGAGAAACAUAUUUAAUUUACUUUGUUAUAACUGAUAAUUCAUUACAUCGGUGUUCGUUUUAUUGAGCUCUGGCUGUACGUGCUUACUAAAGCUUCCCAAGACUAGUGAGUGGUUCUUUUUCGUAACCUUUGAGCUUUGAGCUCGUACACAGACAAUCAAAUGUCCUGCAUGCUUGCGACUAUGGCAUGUGCCGAGGGCUCGGCUUCAGAAGGCUUGCAUUACUUGGGCAACUGUGUUUGUUUUCUGACUACAUUUUGUUGGCUGUUUGUUUGUUCUGUUUGUCUGUUUGUGAGUGACCUCCUCCUGCAUGCUGUGAUUUUAAGUGCAUUCACUCACUGGAGUGUUUCUUAGUUUAUGUUUUAAUCCAGACAUAUCAGGUAUCCACUUUUGUUCCUUGUUAUUAGAGAGUUUUAGCUUGUCCGCAAACUUUUUACCAUUUGCAGAUUGCCCAAUUACUGAUGAUGCAAACAUGAGAAGCCGGGUUGGUGGCGCCACCUGGUGGCACAGAUCUCAGCCGGACAAACAUAGCCAUUUUUGCAGUAACCAAGUGUGAUCUACUUCGCUGCUGGUGUAAAUUUAUGGCAGCGGUGUAAUCGUGACUUUUCUUUUUUUUUCUACGAGAACACUCGUGAAGCACAAAAAUGCAAAAAUGGCUUUGUGGUUCGAUGAAGGAGCAUAAGAUGUUGCUACCGUAUAACUCUCCAGUAAGCCAGUGAAUCACAAAAGGUAAGAAGUUCUUGGACAGGCUAAAACGCUCUAUUGUUAGGGGGUUAAGUGUUGCCGUGAUUUGGUUACUGACUCUGCAUAGGUGCAGGCGCCAUGCAGCAGCAGCUGCAGUAUUACUCAAAGUUUAGGUCGCCUUAUUUAUGGAAAGCCAUUCAAGUGUAUGCGCUGGUUGUGCAUUGUUACUUGCUCCUUAUUAGUCCUUUCUUUUAGGUUCUUCUGUGUCAAUUUAAAAAACAUUUUGAGAUAUCUGUAUUUUUGUUUUUUAGAAAAAUAUUUUGCUUGCUUUUGUAUAAUUUCACCAAGUACCAUAGGCACUUUUUAUUUUUUAUUCCGGAAGUGAACUCUUCUUCUGCACCCCUAAAUAAGCCUCUCAUGCUUGCUUUUCAAAUAGCUACUGCUGGGUCACUGUCUUGCAUUCAGCCUUUACAUGGUGGCACUGCUGUUCAAACACUCCUUAAGAAGCACGAUGAGAAAUAACAUGGAUGCUCAUAGCCAAACAGCGUAAGGCCACGUACUAAACCAUUUAACAGCACCUGCAAGCACACAUUUGCAGGCCUUUUGCACUGCUAGUCUUUCUUGCAUAAGCACCGAUCCCGAACUGUUGUCUCGACACAGUAUGAAGACAAACACAGACUACAAAAGAUUUAGUAAUUGAUGUUAAUGUUUGGGCUCCUACAUGCGAACCUUGAUCACAAUGAGAUCGUUGUGUUUUCUUGCUGAUGCAUUGUGUUUCAUCAGGCCAUAAUAUCGACAGGUAACAGGAACGUGUGAUUGCAAAAGAAAAGAAUGCAGUAAACUUCUGUUAAUUCAAAUUCCGUUAAUUUGAUCCCGACCUAAGGUCUCGGCCAGCACCCAUGCAUUCCUAUGACCCCCAAUUUCAGUACUACUCAACACACGUAAGCCUGACCCCUAUAGUGACCCCAACAGCGACCCCUUUAGUGGCAAUGUCAUCCCGGCGGAGCUUAGGGGACAGUGAAUGCAUCAUCUCACAUCAGUAAACACAAAUCAUUUCUCGUCCAUUUUUGGCCCGUCCUAGACAGAUGUUCAAGCAAUAACUGUAGCUCACAGCGUUUGAUUACGAAAUUUGCCUGAUUCUUAGGCAUGCCUUUCUUUUUUAAAGAAAAUUGGGCCAAAACUUACCUGCACAGUGCAAUCGAGCAUAAUAUCAAAACUGCCUUAGCAACGGUUGCAUGCUUUACCGCAUAACGUUGGUGUAUUGCGGCGUAGCUGAUGUUUAAAUAAAACGUGUGUCAAAGCUGAUUUUAGAAAACUGGCUGUCUUUGUGCAACGAUCUUUCUUCCAAGAAAAUCUGGUGCAUGUUAGAUUUGUUAUUCCUACAUUACUUAACUAUUUUAAUUCCUAGAAAGUGCAUGCACGUUCGAUUUGGGGGCGUGGUAGAAUAGGGCAAAUACUGCCACAUGAACCAGCGGUGUUUUUUUUUUAAUUUUGUUUAAUUUCACCCGUCGAAUAAUUCAAUCAGUUUCGUUGGUCGCAUCAGGGUCAAAUUAAUGGCAGUCAACUGUAUAAUCAUGCAUCUUUAUGUAGAGCCUGCUACACAUUUAAACUGUGACGGGCAUUCUCAACGGAAAUGAUGGUAAUUUACCACCCAUAUAUGCUAAGCAUCUCGGCCACAUUAUGUGGCAUACUUAAUCUACUUUUUUGUUUCUUUUAAUUAUGUUGUGAACAAUGCUCCCGUGUGGAAGCCAUAAUGUUAAGCUCACUAAAUCUUUUGUUGUCGGCGUUUGUAAUCAUCUUUCAUCACAUUCUUUCCCAACCUGAUGGGGUUCCAUCAUACGAUUGAUUUAAACGUGUUGCGUCUGGGGGUGCACACUCAGCAGAUUUAUUAAUGAGCUGGCGCAUUGUCAUUUGCUCCAGAGCGCUUCCGAUCGUUGUCAUCACAGGCCUAAUGAAACCUUCUCUGGAACAUCCUUUUCCCAAGCAGUCCCUGCACCUGUGCCUUCUCUACCUACAUCAGUGAGCUUAGUAAGCCCAUCAGUCCAUCUUAUUUGAGAGAAAGCAUAGGAGGGAUGACAGGCACUGGUAAGAUAUCGAUCUCGAUCGUCAAGUUAGUUGUAUCCACUGAUAAAAUUGCUGACUCAGUAAACAUCUCUCAUCUCGCCGCACUUGGCACGACUGAAUAUUCAUCAAAGAAAGCAUUUAUCCAAUGUUUUGGGCACCACAAGACAAUUUAUUACUGAGCGGUCUACACAAGAGAAUGCAGGACAUCUGAACAAUGUUAUCUAUUUGUGAUGGGUGUGACACCAAAAAAAUUGGCAACAGUUCCCUAUUGCAACAACUGCCUUUGACAAAAGACUGGUUGGAAGAAAAGACAAGCUUUAUUUAUUUAUCAUUUUACACCGCAGUCGACUUGCAAUAACUUGGACCCUGGUGCUUACAAAUGUCACGGAUUUAAUCAGGGUUUCAUAUCCUUAAUCCACUUUGAAGUCACUUUGUACUGACAAUUAAGGCAGUCAAUUCAAGCAUCUAGAGCCAGAGUGACACAAUUCAGUGUAAUUGAUGAGAUAACAUUUAUAAGGGACGUAGUAAACUCUAUAUGGCACAGCUUUACAGAAAUGUAAUUUUAGAGAAGUGGACCAGAAGAAAGCAGCUUAAGGUCAAACGGAAGGUGUGGAGUUUGGCACAUCUCCCUUUUGACUGCCAAAUUAAUUUUUUUAAAAAGCAUUCUCAAAAUACAGAUUUUUUUAAUGCUUGAUGAAUCAGCUGAUAAAUAAAUGCCAGAAACAUAUUCAGAAUUAUAUAUUCAUUUAGAGAACACACAUCAAAAAUAUUUUUAAUGCUAAAUAAAGUUGACUUCAUUGCACAGCUUGAAGCUGCCUUUUUUAGCACCAAUAAAGAAAAAAAAUAUGGAACAUCCCAAACACGACUUCUAUGCCCUGUGAGAGUUCAUUGCCAUGCGGGAUCACAUUUAGUCUUUAGGAAGGCCUCACUUAAUGUGGCCUCACUUAUUGUGUCCCGAAAUGACAGCAGCGACGCCUUUUUUUCUUUUGCAAACUUUAAAAAGGCCUCUGUUGAGAUUUCAUAUUGUGAAGUGUGUCUUCAAAGAGGGCUCGCGACGUUUAAUGCAGACAGCUGGCUCCCGAAAAACACGGCGGUGGGACCUGGCUAUCGAGCGGGCGGGGGUAGCAUGCACACUUCUUCCUUCUUGUUGUUCUUGCCUCUUCUUUUGCACUGUGCCUACUACUGCAGGUGGCAAUAUGUUUUUCGGAACUGUCUACGACAGAAAAACAGAACUAGGUGUGUGGACGCACCAAGAUUGUCCUUGCUGUGAUAAAUUGGUACUUUUUAUUGUGGACUCGCCCAGCUCAUCUAUAGGAGGUUAAAGGUUAAGAAAAGAUAACCGGCCAAGGACAGCAGACCUUUAGGUGGUGUGGCACACAGAGUUACCUACAAAAAUUACUAGCUUGAACUGUGCUGCUAGUGUUUGCAGUAGCCGCAAAGCACGGUGUUUUAGCCAGCAUGGGUACUAUGGGGAUUUGCUUAAACAUCCUCCUCCUGGCUUCAAACAGCUUUAUCACUUUGCAGGUCGAUCACUUUCAACAAAAUAUAUUGCAUUAUAAAUGCAACAAUUCACAAUGAUUAUGUGUGUGUGCAAAUAUUAAUUGGCUUUGUGCAUUUCGGAAAAUACGGUUGCUUGGGGAAUUUGGAAAGAUAUGGUGGAAUAAAUGUUUCAACAAGAACAUCUGGAGCCAUGAGCUCAAAGAUUAGACAAAUCCAUGCACUGCCGUGACAGCUGGACCAGCACCAGAGUCCCCCAGUGAUUUUUGUAGGAAAUUCCAUGGUGAGGUGAGAUUAGAACAUCUUCAGUCAUACGACUCUCUUGACUAAUGAAACAUGAGGAGUCUUUCAUUUUGCAGUGGACAUGAAUCAGGCCAGCGAUGAUGAAUUGCGAAGCAUUAUUCUGGAACAGAUGUGUGCCUUCGCUGCUCUUGACUGCAAUAUUAAUUUUAGGGAUUGCACUGAGCUCUCGCUGUUUGUUGUGCUAUGUUCUCUGCUUGCUGUUUUACUAGGUCUUUCGUUAUCUGUAUUGUUGUGCUGCAUGUAACAACUGUGAUGACCAGCUCAUGAAGCGCCGGAUGUAUUGAGGAACCGAACAACACAUGAGCUGAUUGCAAAGGCGGGUGUGUUGGAAAGGGAAACGAGUUUUCUUUUGAGUUUUUCCUCCGAGAGAAAUAUUGAUGCCAGAAUGGCGAAUGGUCUUUCCUUAAACUACUUCUUGCUCUUUUUUUUUUAGGCCAGGCUUGCCAAAUCAGUCUUGCCCUCGUGUGAAAUUUUGUGAUUCUCUUUUGUUUAGUGUUAUUUUAUAAAAUGGGUGACUCAUGCAGCUCUAAGCCCAUCUAGAAAUGCCUAUUCUGGUAGUUUUUAUCUAGUCCUUGCUUUUCUUGGAUAUACACUUGCGCAUUUUUUUAAUUAUUAUUAUUUCUUUGUUACCCUUUGGGCUGAUGCACUGUGGCACAUUUUAAUCAUUUUUACCUGCUUCUGCCUUCAAUUGAGAAGGUUGUUGAUUGAAUAGCUAGCAAUUUGGUGCUGGCUUAAAUGAAGCCUUAAGUAUAACCACUGUUGCAAAAUGUAGCUGUGAAUAAAUGUACACGGAGUUAUGUUUUAUAACAGAGUGCUGCUUGUGAGCCACAACUGUUGACUGUGAGUUUGCCUUCUUGCCUGCACUCAAGUAACAGCCUGUAUUAUUGGUUGUUAAAGAAGCUUUUAUUUUUGGCUCUGUAAUAAAGGGUGAUCUCUGCAACG